Messenger RNA from Talaromyces marneffei, 1062 nucleotides. RefSeq lists its product as uncharacterized. The transcript is spliced from 4 exons. The coding region runs from base 1 to 1062 and encodes 353 amino acids. Lineage: Eukaryota; Fungi; Ascomycota; Eurotiomycetes; Eurotiales; Trichocomaceae. Gene Ontology annotation, molecular function: G-protein beta/gamma-subunit complex binding; GTPase activity; GTP binding. Gene Ontology annotation, biological process: G protein-coupled receptor signaling pathway. The record is from RefSeq and is a predicted model, not a curated record. Gene Ontology annotation, cellular component: heterotrimeric G-protein complex.
AUGGGUUGCGGAAUGAGUACUGAGGAUAAGGAGGGGAAGGCGCGCAAUGAGGAGAUUGAGAACCAGCUCAAGCGUGACAAGAUGAUGCAGCGCAAUGAGAUUAAGAUGUUGCUUUUGGGUGCUGGUGAAUCUGGAAAGUCCACCAUCUUGAAACAAAUGAAACUCAUCAAUGAGGGUGGCUACUCCCGCGAUGAACGGGAAUCGUUCAAGGAAAUCAUCUACAGCAACACUGUCCAGUCGAUGCGUGUCAUUCUGGAAGCCAUGGAGUCCCUUGAGCUUCCUCUCGAGGACCCCCGCGCCGAAUACCAUGUUCAGACCAUCUUUAUGCAACCCUCUCAGAUCGAGGGUGACAGCCUUCCCCCUGAAGUAGGCGGUGCCAUCCAGGCUCUUUGGCAUGACGCCGGUGUUCAGGAGUGUUUCCGUCGCUCCCGCGAAUACCAACUCAACGACUCUGCAAAAUACUACUUUGACUCCAUUGAGCGCAUUGCUCAACCCGAUUAUCUUCCCAGCGACCAGGACGUUCUCCGUUCUCGUGUCAAGACAACCGGUAUCACCGAGACCACUUUCAUUAUUGGCGACCUCACCUACCGCAUGUUCGACGUUGGUGGUCAACGUUCCGAACGUAAGAAGUGGAUUCACUGCUUCGAGAAUGUCACCACCAUUCUCUUCCUUGUCGCCAUCUCCGAGUACGACCAGCUCCUUUUCGAAGAUGAGACUGUCAAUCGUAUGCAAGAAGCUCUGACCUUGUUCGACUCGAUCUGUAACUCGCGGUGGUUCAUUAAGACCUCCAUCAUUCUCUUCUUGAACAAGAUCGACCGCUUCAAGGAGAAGCUUCCUGUCAGCCCCAUGAAGAACUACUUCCCCGACUACGAGGGUGGCGCCGAUUACGCCGCUGCUUGCGACUAUAUCUUGAACCGCUUCGUUUCGCUCAAUCAGGCCGAGCAGAAGCAAAUCUAUACACACUUCACAUGCGCUACGGAUACCAACCAAAUCCGUUUCGUCAUGGCAGCCGUCAAUGAUAUUAUCAUCCAAGAGAAUCUCCGUUUGUGUGGUUUGAUAUAA